This is a messenger RNA of Mercenaria mercenaria, 7686 nucleotides long. Its product is annotated as zinc finger CCCH domain-containing protein 4-like. The record is from RefSeq and is a predicted model, not a curated record. Gene Ontology annotation, molecular function: RNA binding; metal ion binding. Gene Ontology annotation, biological process: negative regulation of DNA-templated transcription. NCBI's taxonomy places the organism in Eukaryota, Metazoa, Mollusca, Bivalvia, Venerida, Veneridae. Gene Ontology annotation, cellular component: nucleus. The transcript has 15 exons. Bases 437 to 4585 code for a protein of 1382 amino acids.
UGUUGGCGACAUAUCGCUGACGUGUCAAAUAGGUCACGUGAUGUCGAGGUGCGAUGUCAUGUGAUGAAUUACGUCUAGACCUAUAAAUAGAAAAAAAUCCAAUUUGCGGUGAGAUAAAAGAUACGGUUGAAUAGUCUGGUCAAACGGUAUUACGGCCUGUCAGUAUUUACGGGCGCCGUAUUUACGUAAAAUUAAAUGGGAGAUGGGCUAUUUUAUAUAAAUAAACAACACACCAAUUUAGUUGACUACAGUCUUAGAUAAUUGGUAAACACUAUGUUAUGUACAAGACAACAAUGUAUUUAUAAGAUCACCACUCUUAAUAAAUAACUUUUACUAUAAAUCUUGAUUAAAUAAAAACAUAUUUAUUGUUAAAUUAUUCGCGAGGAAUAUAAGGUCUUUAGACUGCUAUUUCAUAAAACAAGCAAUGGGAGGCUAAAUGAUCAUGGAAACAGAGAACCAGUCAAUAGAGCAAGCUCAAGAAUUAGCAGGUAACAAUAGUGACGAAAAUAUGGCCCCACAGGAUAAUGAAGGAAUUGUGAGUGACAGUGAUAUGGGACAUAUUGAACAAAAAGAAAAUAAAGACCCUUUACAAAUGAAUUCAAAGUUAGAAGGGUCUGAUGCUGGUACAGGAACAAUUGAGAAGAAAGUUGAACAAAUGUCAGCCGACGAAGGCACUGCAGAUGAUGCAGAAGAUGGAGAAAUUCUUGAAGAUGGCGAGAUUGCCAGUGAUCAAGAUGGUGAAAUAAAUGAGGAGGAAGAAGAAGAAGGGGAGGAUAAAUCUAACUCAAACAAAUCCAGUCCAACUAAACAAAGGAGUGGUGGACACCGUGAGGAUCACAAAAGACGUGGACAUGACAAACGUGAUAGACAUUCAAAACGUAGACGUACUUCCAAAGAAGAACAUAAAGACAAACAAAAAAAGAAACGUCACAAAGACUAUGAUUAUGAUAAAUCGGGAGAAGAUUACGACAGUUCUUGGUCUGACACCAGACGAGAAAAAAAUGACAGAAAACACGAUAGUCCUGCUCAUGACAGUCACAGCGAAGACAAGUAUUCUGGGAAACAUGACAAGGAUGGUGAUAAAAGACGGCGCGGGUCUGGCGAAAACAGGCAUCAUAGUGGACGUGAUAGAGAAAGAGGCAAGGAUCGUGAUAAAAGUAGUGUUGACAAAGAUAAAACUAGGGAUCGCUCCAGAGAUCGGCAUGACAGGGAUAGGGGUGACAAGUCCAACAAGAAAGACCGUAGCGGUCGUGAUAGAGACCGAGGGAAGGGACGUAGCUAUGGAGAUGGUUAUGACAGUCCACCUGGACUUUAUGACAGUCCCUCAGACGAUGAAUAUGAUGCAAGCAGAUAUGCUGACAAGAAGCUCGAAUUUGGCAUGGAAGGUGAAUACAUGGAAAUGGAUAUGGAGCAACCAAUGCCAAAGGGCAAAAGAAAGCAACAACAACAACAACAGCAGCAGCAGCAGAAAAAGUUUGACCGUCGACGACAGCGCAAUGAUAGAGGUGAAGAUUUUGAGGAAGAUGCUCCUGCCAAGAAGAAACCCCUUCUUCAAACUCCAAUGGAGGAGAGACCGGUGUGUCGUUUCUUUAAGGAAGGAAAAUGCCAAAAAGGGCCAGAUUGUCCAUUCAACCAUGACUAUCAGCCACAGAAGAGAUUAGAGUUGUGCAAGUACCAUCUACAGUCAUAUUGCAGGAAGGAAGGAUGUGUUUUCAUGCAUGAAGAUUUUCCAUGUAAAUAUUUCCACACUGGAUCUACGUGUUACCAGGGAGACAACUGCAAGUUUUCCCAUCAACCGCUGACAGAAGAAACGGACAUGGCCCUUCAAAAUCUAUUGAAAGAAAGGGAGGAUUGGGAAGAAGAUUUUGGAGAAAGGAAACAUAAAAAGAAAGGGUUGCUAGGUGAUCAACCCCAUAUGUCUGAGCAGGAGAUUCAGAAGAAAUUGGAGGACAUGAAAAGUAUUCCUUCAAUAUUUGACAUCGAGACGCACAAACCAGGUGAAAGUCCAAACAAACCACCGCCAAAGAUGGGCCAGUCACCAAACAUAAGGCUACAAGGUGGAUUUCCAGAUCAAGGCAUGCAUCAACAGAUGGGGCCUGGGGGCCCGAACAUGAGGUUCAAUGGACCACCAAACCAAGGAGGCCCACCACGACCACCAUUUAUGGGACCUCCUGGGCCAGGCAUGGAUGGGCCACCAAUGAAUAUGCAGGGGCCUCCUCCCAUGGUUAGUGGUGCAAAUAUGGGAAACGGACCUGGCUUAAUGGGACCAGGUCCUGCACCAAUGAUGUCAGGACCAGGAAUGUCGGGUCCUGGCAUGCAGGGACCUCCUUUGGGGCCUCCUAUGAGCCAGGCAGCAGCUUUGGUUGGGGCAAUUCUUCGUGCAGCCCCUAUGCUUCAGCAGUACAGGGGACCAGGUCAACAAGGUCCAAAGUCUAUGCAAGGUGAUCCACGAUUUAUGGGCCCAAAUGUAAUGGGGCAAGGACCAAAUAUGAUGGGACCACCUCCAAAUAUGAGUGGUUCGAUAAUGAGCCCUGGACAGGAUGGAAUGAUGGGAGACAAUCAACAGGGUAUGAUGGGAAUGGGUCAAGGUCAGCAAGUUAUGAUGAAUCAAGGUCAAGGGUCAAUGAUGCAGGAUGAAGAUAUGAAUCAACAACAAACUAAUCAAAAUAUGAAUAGUCAAAUGAACAUGGCAGGUGGGUCUAACAUAAGGGAUCCUAGAAAAUUGGGGGCACAGAAUGAUCCUAGGCUUAAAAGAGAGGACCAGGAGAUAACAGAUGUGGAUAUGAGACCUGUUAAAAGUGGUGAGAGUAGUAACCUAGGUGACCAAGAUUUUCGCCAAGAUGUUGACAUGCGUCAGGAAGACAGUGGCAGUAACCAAGGUGACCACACUCCACAGCAAAAUUGGGAUGAAGAUAAUUCAGAAGCAAACAAUGAGGAUGAUAUGGAAAUUCCGAGCCAUUUGCCGCCAAAACAGCGCGAAAUGUUCAUGCGUAUACGACAACAUCAGUUGAAAAUGCAGCAGCAAAAAACAGCAGAGAAUAAUCAACAGCUGGAAAAGCAGCAGAACACGGCUAGCUCAAUGAAAAUGGAUGAUGAUAAAUGGUACUCCAGUGAUGAGGAUGAGGAUGUUAAGCCACCAAAUAUCUCAAAUAUUCUCACUUCUCUCAGCCAGCCCAAAGCUUCUGAGAGUAUUCCAGCCAACACAGCAUCAUCAUCAAUAAAUGUUAUGCAAAUGAUAAAUGCCAUUAAGAGUUCAAAUACGGCAAGUUCUGCAGCUCCAAGCAGACCAAAUGAUCCUCGGACACAAGCUGCACAAUCAAAGGCAUUCCAGCGUGAACCUGCGAUUAUAAAUUCCCGUGACGGAGACUGUCCGUGGAGAUUAUUACGUGUCAUGUACGUCAAACAAAGAAUACCAGAUAAUAUUAAUAUGAACGAUUCGAAGUAUAAAUUGGACCCUCGUGUUCAAAAAAUGUUGAAAUUACAGGAAUUAGAGAGUGGGAAAGUGAUAGACCAUUCGAAAACUGUUGUCCCAGUGAAAAGUGAAUUACACAAAAGUUCUAGUGAACAUAAACUUCCGAACUUACUAGAUCCUAGAGUGUUUAAAGAAAAACAAACAGGUCCCACAAGACCUGAAUUGACACCAUUUAUAGACCCACGAUCGGGUAUGAAACAGGAAAGUGAUCAAACUUUUAAACCAGAAUUGCCGGUGCAAAGACCACUAGACCCUCGCUUAAAACCAGGACUUGAACCUCCAGCUAAGCCACUAGAUCCUCGUGUUCAGAGAAUGACAUCCAAUCCAGGAAUGCCAGCAAGAGCAAUGGACCCAAGGCUAGCUCGACAAGAUUCAAAUAGUCCUAGUGCCAUAAAUCCGGCAAGUAGACCAUUUGACCCAAGACUUGCACGACAAAAUAGUCAUGAUUCGCAACCAGGGUCACGUGGUUCUACGCCACCCAUAGAUCCUAGAAUGUUUAAUAGACAACCAUCUAGUGAACCAAAGAUAACUAAACUAGAAAAUUUACCAAGUUUACCACUUGAUUUAGGGCUAGGUGUUAGCCCUACAUCAGAUCCACGACUUGGGAAAGUGACUGAAGCAGAUUCAGUUUCAUCAGUUCACAGACAAAUAAGUCAGCCAGGAACUUCUGCUGAAAAAGAAGCUGCUAGAGACUUGCCAAAGCCAAAACUAGAUUAUAGAAAUGAUCCAAGGUUUAAAAGAAAGCGUAUUUCAGAUGCAAGUCUUUCACCAGACAUUACAGGUAAAAGAUUUUCUGGACAGAGAAAAUCAAGUACGGAAUAUAGUUCACCGUUAGGAGGUGAUACAUCACAACAAUCUGAGGAAUCUGGGUACAAUAGUUACAAUAGACCUCGACCAGUGCAACCACAACCAGUGCAGUCUCGCCCACAAACUACAAAUAGUUCAACUAGUAGUGAAACUGUACCUAGUGCAAGUUCAGACGUUAGCGCUCAUGAUAUUUUGGACUCGUUACAAAUUAUGCCACCACCAGGGCUAGACGAGACGCAAGGGUCGGACAAAAAUCUCAAAGACAUAUUUAAAACAAUUGAUCCAACUGCUUCACCGUUUUGCUAGUAUAUUCCGGAAGAUAUGUGGAUCUGAAAUAAAAGUGAUCUUUCUUAAAUCGUGUCAGAAAUUUAUGGGAUAUUUAUUACAGGAGGUGAACAACUUUAUUCUAUGUCUAUGCUAAAUUGUUUCUUAGCAAUAAUUUAUUUUAACAAGUUUGAAUUAUCACUUUCUGUUGUAUGACUUGAUAGCUGGGAAGUGAAUCAUGUGUUAAAUUAUAUCAGUUCCUGCCUGCAGUUUGUUACAAAACAGAGUAUAACCACUGCUACUUUUAUACCACUUAAAUACAUUUGUCAUAAAAGUUAUACCAAGAAAACUUUCAAGAACAUAAAUUUGAUGUUGAAUAUUUUACUGGCAGCAGUAGUAAUUUUGUAAUUGUAUAUUUCGAAAUACUUUUUUUUCAUAACUGAUAUUCCAAAGACUGCAAUUAAUGAAUUUUAAAAAAUAAAACAGAACAAUGACUUAAUAAUCUUUAUGAUAAAAUAAUCUUAAAGGAGAAUUGAUUUCAUAUUUUUUUUCUGUUAAAAAAUCAAUUUAUUUAGGCUCCAUGGAAACCAAUGACACCAGCCAACCCUGUAGAUAAAGCCUCUGUAAAUGACUACAAUUUCACGAACUUUUGUGCCAAAAAAUUUGGGUUAGCCUUAAAUACUUUCAGCUUUCACAGUCUUUAGUUAUUUUUGUUGUUGUCUUUCUUUUUUACCUAAAAAGUGGUUGUUAAUUACAAAUACUCGGUAAAUUUAUUGUUGUAAUCUUACUAGCCCAAUGAAUCUUUGUAGAUCAAAGCAAGAUUUGCAUUUAAAUUAUGAAAAUUUGUCUUUCAUUCCCUGCUUUAAUAGUUGUUGUUACUAUGUGUCUGUAUGUACUAGUUUAUGUGUGAUAUCAAAACAAUGAAAUUGUUUAGUGAAAGGAAGAUGUUUUUGGUAUUGAAAAUGCCAACAAUUUUGUGUGUGUUAAAUGUAUACAGCAGCAGCUCAUUGUGUUGUAAAAUUUAAAAAAUCUCUUAAAUUACAAAAAUUACGCAGUUGUAAGAUCGCUGUGAUGUAGAAAAAUAGAAAAAAAGAUUAAUUUGAUCAAAGAAAAAGAUUUUUUUUGCCAUAUCAAUCAUUUAUUUUAUGUGCCAAAUUUUGUUGUUAAAGUUGAUUAUGGUAAACUUACUAGUUUAUGGUCUGUUGUGGGUCUUGAUUAACUAAGUUUUGCUCUAAUUGGAAAAUGAAGGUAUUAAAGUACUAAAUUUUCUGAUUUUAUAGUACUGGAAGACCGAAGUUAUAUAGUUUUUAUGGAAACUGUAAUUAUUAAGAGUUCUUCUUAAAUUUUCUGCUAUGUACACACAUUUGAAACUAAGAUUUGGGAAAUUGAAUAUAUUUGGCUGUCAUAAUUUUGGAUUCAGAAUGUUCAGCACGAUAAAGGUCAAGAUUUAAAGCCCCAACUUUUACUACCCUGGCAGUAAGUUUUGUAGGAGGAGCCUAUCAAAUAACAACGCUACUCUAGGCUGUCUGUUAGCUAAAAAUAGCUCACUUUAAAUGAUUCACAGGCAAAUGUAAACAAUGGUCAGUUGAAGAAGAAAUUUGAACUAGUUUGCAUGUUUUGAUGGUAAAAAACUAUUAUUAUCCAUAUUGUGCAUCCAUAUCAGUAUCAAUCCUAUGAAAAAUUGAGUCAAGACUAGCAUUCCUGAUUUUUAAUCUUGUUUAUGUAAAUUUAACAAUGAAACUCAAAAUCAAACAUUCAUUUAACUAAAAUUCUGUCAUUGCUGGCUGGUCCAUUAAUUGAGAUAAUCUAGCAAUAAAUGUAGAAAUAAUAAACUUUUAAGUCUGGGAUGCAGAACAAUACACGCAAAUUAGCAAGUGCUGCUGUGAUAAGGACUAAUAAAAAUGAUAAGCUAUUUGAAAUUAUAUUUAUCACUGUAUGUCUGUAAUUAGUAGUUCCCUAUUUCUUUAAAACAUUUUUAUGAUAUGACAUAUAAAAAUAUAACUAGAAAUGACUAUGAUAUUCUGUUUGGUUUAAAAAUUCAAAAUUACUUUCUGGAGAAGUUUUGCAAUGCACUCUAGCUAGGUGUUAAUUCCAUUGAUAGGAAACCUUCUGAUGAUCAGGUUUGUUGAUAAAAUUAACCACGUGGGAAUUGUUUACAUUCUCUGUUCCUCUAGGGUUCAUGACCUCAUUAGCUCCUCCCGGCAAAUUCAAAUUUUUGGCAGUUAGGUUUAAAUAAUUUUUUGAAACUAUACUUCAACAUUUUUUGUUUUAAAAAAUAAAAACACCAAUUGAUAAAGAAUAUUUCAAUGUGUAUUUAUGCAAUUUUUCAUAACUUUUUAUUCAGUGGUUUAUUUAAAAUUUUGAAAAAGGGCUCUCUGAUGUGAAACAUGCAUAAUUUAUAUAAAAACCUGCCCCGGCACCAUCUUGUGGCUUUUAUAUGGCAGUUGGGGGUUUAAGGAACUGUUUUAUUGUUUUAUAAAAAAAAUUAUUUAGUGAUUGAGAACAUUUUUAUGAUAAUUUAGAAGAUUUACCACAUGCGUCGGGUUUACUUUAAGUAAAUGUUUGUUAUUCAAAGCUUUAAAAGUCUAUUUAUGAAUUAAAUAAUAGUUGUGCUGUGUAAUGCCGCAGACCUUGUCCUUCCACAGUGAAAUUUUUUUUUGGAGUGUAUGAGUUUUUUUUCAAGUGCGAGAGAAAAAGAUUGAUGUGUAUAUACAAUGUACAUGUGUGAAUGAACAUAAAGGAAAGCUAUAUGUGAUUUGUAUAAAAAGUGCUGGUAGCUUAUAUAUAUGGAUAUUUAAAUGGCAAAACUUCACAGUAUUUGAACCAUUGUGAUAAUAAUGCAAAAGAUUUACCUGCUAACAGGUGUGUAGUGUUAAUAGGUUUUUCAAAGUGGCACAGCUUUUAUAUAACUUUAUUAUUCCAAUUUACCAUCAGUUAAGCAGUAACUUUUGUCCCAGAAGAUAAAUGUGUUGUAUGUUAAACUAUUCCAAACAGUACUAGAUUUUAAACCAUGAAUUUUUAUUUGAAUUUACAAGGUAAUAAAGAAAAGGAACUAUUGAAUUACAGUCCUGAAUCUCAACAAAAAUGAUUUUAAAGAAUGGGGAAAAAGUAUUGUUGGUGUCUUGGCGGUAUGUUUUUUUUUU